AUGGCCGAGUUGAUAUCCACUUCCAACCUGCCCUCUGUCACAUUCGUUGUCACCGCCUUGACUUUGGCCGUUUUUUACACUUUACAGCGUCGGAGGUCGAUGGUGCCACUUAUCAACCCCAAACGGUGGUUUGAAUUUUCGGAUUAUAGGAUCAAGCAGGAAUUCGUUCACAAUGCAAUUCCGCUGGUUAAACAGGGCUUCGCGGCAACUGGCAAUAAGCCGUUCCGCAUCCUUGCAGAUAGCGGAGAAGUCACGGUUCUCCCUCCUGAUGCAGCCAACGAGAUUAAGAGCAAUGACCACAUGAGCCUCGAGCUUAAUGUCUCCAAGAACAAUUGUAAAUCUGACACGGUAACAAUCGCGAAGCACUUUUUCGGCCACCUCCCGGGAUUCGAGGUAUUCAAUGCCACGGGACUGGAUAUGAAAGUUAGCAAGUCCAUAGUCCAGCGCCAGUUGACCACUCAUCUUAACAAAGUAACAAAGCCGCUCUCUGACGAGGCUUCAUUGUCACUUCAGGAAAUCCUAACAGACAACAAAGAGUGGCAUGAGAUUACCCUGAAAAACGAGCUUCUGCAGAUCAUCGCCCGCAUCUCUUCCAAGGUCUUCACCGGUGAUGAGCUAUGUCAUGAUAAAAGAUGGCUGGACAUUACUGUUAACUACACUAUCAUGGCGUUCGCGGCUGCAGAAUCACUAAGAAUGUGGCCCCCCUAUCUUCGGAGCAUCGUCCACUGGUUUUUGCCCAAAUGCAGGGCAUCCAGAGCUGAAGUUGUAAGGGCACGUACGGUUAUUGAACCUAUUUUGAAGAGGCGUGCAGAACAGAAGGCCGCCUUCGCAGCACAGGGAAAGAAAGCUCCUGAGAUCAAUGAUGCUAUUGAAUGGUUUACCAGCGCCACAACAAUUGAAGGUUUCACUCUUGACCCAGUUAUAGCCCAGCUUGGACUCAGUCUUGCUGCAAUUCAUACUACGGGCGACCUCUCAACCCAAGUAAUCCUUGACAUAGCUUCUCAUCCGGAAAUUAUCGAGCCGCUGAGAAAGGAGAUGAUCGAAUCCUUGAGUGAAGGGGGGUGGAAAAAGAACUCACUCUACAAAUUGAAGCUUUUAGACAGCGUCAUCAAGGAGAGUCAACGCAUGAAGCCCAUCGCUUCUAUCAACAUGAACCGUAUAACAACCGCCAACGUUACCCUCUCUGAUGGCACCUUUAUUCCCAGGAACACCUCAACCGCUGUUUCCAGCCACCGCAUGUGGGAUCCCAGCGUCCACACUAACCCAGACCAGUGGGACGGCUACCGUUUCUACAACAAACGUCAGGAGCCUGGACAAGAAAACUUGUCACAGCUCGUCAGUACUAGCCCGGACCACCCAGCCUUUGGACAUGGCCAACAUGCGUGCCCCGGCCGCUUCUUCGCUGCCAACGAAAUCAAAGUGUUGCUCUGCCAUUUGCUCCUGAAGUAUGACCUGAAAAUAGUGGAAGGGUCGAUGAUCAAGCCGUUUUCGUAUUCCUUUUCGAUGAAUGCGAAUCCUUUUGCGCCGCUUAUGAUUCGGAGGAGGGAGGAUGUGAUUGAUCUGGAUGCGCUGGAUGCGUAG
Histoplasma mississippiense is the source of this 1581-nucleotide messenger RNA. RefSeq lists its product as hypothetical. The record is from RefSeq and is a predicted model, not a curated record. NCBI's taxonomy places the organism in Eukaryota, Fungi, Ascomycota, Eurotiomycetes, Onygenales, Ajellomycetaceae. The transcript is spliced from 6 exons. The coding region runs from base 1 to 1581 and encodes 526 amino acids. Gene Ontology annotation, molecular function: heme binding; iron ion binding; monooxygenase activity.